AUGGACGUUUUGCGGGCCUCGGCGUCUCGCUGGGCCUUUGAGCCCUCGGGCGGCGCAGCGCAGCAGCUGCAGCAGCAGCAGCAGCAGCUGGCAGCAGCAGCAGCAGCAGCAGCAGCAGCAGACGAAAGCAUGCGCUGCGAGGCCCUCUUCUUUAGGGAAGCUGAUGAAACGCUGCAGCAGCUGCAGCUGCUCGCCAGCCUCACAAACCAAGCAGCAGCACUUGCUGCUGAGCAAGCAGCAGCAGCAGCAGCAGCACCACCACCACCACCAGCAGCAGCAGCAGCAGCAGCCCCAGCGGCAGCAGCAGCCCCAGCGGCAGCAGCAGCAGCGGCAGCAGCACCAGCAACAGCAGCACCAGCAGCAGCAGCACCAGCAGCAGCACCACCACCAACAGCAGCACCAGCAGCAGCAGCAGCACCAGCAGCAGCAGCAGCAGCAGCAGCAGCAGGGCAGCUGACGGCUUCGAAUGUGCAGCAGUGGCUGCAGCAGUUCUGCAGCACAGCAGCAAGAGUUGUCCAUACACUCGAACAGUACCAGGAGCAGCCGCUGCUGCUGGACCCUCACCUGCCGCAGCAGCUGCAGGUGCUGCUGCUGCCGAUUCAGGAGCAUUUGCUGCUGCUCACCGCGCACUCCCUGCAGCAGCAGCAGCAGCAGCAGCAGCAGCAGCAGCGGGAGAGGGGGGGCUGGGCCGCAGCAGCAGCUUGCUGCUGCCUGCGGCUGCUGCUGCACCUGGUGUACGUACACUGCAAAGUCAGGGGGGCAAAGGCCAUCCGCAAUUUGCUGCCGCAGCAGCCCGAGCUGCUGGAGCCCGUUUUCGCAGCAGCAGCAGCGCUGCAGCAGCUGCAGCAGCAGCAGCAGCAGCAGCAGCAGCGGCAGCAGCAGCAGGACAAGAGCCACGAGGAGGAGACCCUGCAGCAGCAGACUCAAGAAGCCUCAAGUGCUGCUCCUGCCGCUGCAGCAGCACGAUCUGCUGACGCAGGAGCAGCAGCAGCAGAUGCAGCAGCAGCAGCAGCAGCAGAUGAAGCAGCAGCAGCAGCAGCAGCAGCAGAUGCUGUUGCUGCUGUGGCGGACACACUGCCCAUAUGGAGUUCAGUCUUUUCUCUUUUUGUGUGGCUCUCUUUGCUGCUGCUGGCUCCCUUUAGUUUAUUAUCUUUAGACUCAAACCAAACCCAGCAGCAGCAGCAGCAGCAGCAGCAGCAGCAGCAGCAGGGGGAGCAGGAGCAGCAGCAGGAAGAGGAACGGCAGCUGGCGCUUGCUGCUGCUGCUGACGCGCCGCUCGGCCUGCGGCUGCUGCACCUGGCCCUGAGCUGCUGCAGCAGCAGCAGCAGCAGCAGCUCGAAAGCAGCAGAUGCUGCUGCGCUGCUGCUGCAGUCCCUUUUUCUGCGGCCCGAUGUCCACGAGCAGCAGCAGCUGCUGCUCAGGGCCUUUCUCCGCCACUGCGAGCUCACGCUGCUGGGCCCGCAGCAGCAGCAGCAGCAGCAGCCGCAGCAGCAGCAGCAGCAGCAGCAGCCGCAGCAGCAGCAGCAGCAGCAGCAGGGCCUGGAGGACAGCAGCACCGCGAGCCUCUUCGGCUCAGAACAAACCAAUGGCGAGUCUUCUCUCCGCAGCAGCAGCAGCAGCAGCAGCAGCAGCAGCAGCAAGAUAAAUAGCGAAGCAUCUAUUAUUAAUUAA
Messenger RNA from Eimeria necatrix, 1671 nucleotides. RefSeq lists its product as hypothetical. The transcript has a single exon. Lineage: Eukaryota; Apicomplexa; Conoidasida; Eucoccidiorida; Eimeriidae. The record is from RefSeq and is a predicted model, not a curated record. The coding region runs from base 1 to 1671 and encodes 556 amino acids.